Hemibagrus wyckioides is the source of this 2893-nucleotide messenger RNA. It is a transcript of the gene thap12b, whose product is annotated as THAP domain containing 12b. The transcript has 5 exons. Bases 321 to 2537 code for a protein of 738 amino acids. Lineage: Eukaryota; Metazoa; Chordata; Actinopteri; Siluriformes; Bagridae. The record is from RefSeq and is a predicted model, not a curated record.
UCAUUCCGUCUAUAAUAUUGUUUACUUCUAACGAGUCUAUAAAUUUCGAUCACGUUAUUAAUUGUUUCUUCGAUUUGUCUCAUUUUAACACAUAAUCUCCUCAAAGAAAGAAACGCUAGCAUUAUGGGACACGUGUCGAAAUGCAUUCUGGGACAGCAGUUCCGUGCUUUGUUAGCUGUUUAGCUAGCUUGCUAGCUAGCUGUGUAGUACCUGCGCGCUGAUUUAGUAGGAAAACUACAAACGGUUCAAUUUUUAAUACACCUAAUAUAAUGCUUGGAUUGUGAUCCAGUAACAGUUUAUUCAUACUAGUUUUAUUAAAAAUGCCAAAUUUUUGCGCGGCUCCGAACUGCACCCGGAAAAGCACUCAGUCUGAUCUGGCUUUCUUUAGGUUUCCAAGAGAUCCCGAAAGAUGCAGGCUGUGGGUGGAGAACUGUCGCCGCGCGGAUCUGGAAGAGAAAACUCCUGAUCAGCUAAAUAAACAUUACAGGCUUUGUGCCAAGCAUUUUGAACCUGCAAUGAUUUGUAAAACAAGCCCUUACAGGACUGUGCUGAGAGAUACUGCAAUUCCGACCAUUUUUGAUCUAACCAGCCACCUCAGUAAUCCACACAGCAGACACCGGAAACGCAUCAAAAUUUUGACAGAUGAGGAGGUGCGAAAAAUCAAAGAGCGAAGAUUGGAGUCUUCAUUAGAACAGUUGCUUUCAAAAAAGGAUACGACUGGUGAGGAUGACGCAGAGGUUGAAGACGUACCCCAGCUGACUGCUCAUCAGAAAGAACUAAGAGAGUUCCUGAGGUCUUUGUUUGAAGUGAUUGUUUUAAUAGGGAGACAAAACAUCCCGUCAAGUUUCCAGGCAAAAGAAGAGCCGUUAAACACGAGCACGUUUCAGGCUUUGCUGGAAAACCGCAUUAACGCUGGCGAUGAAGUUCUUCGAGCGCGGUUUGAAGCAGCAGCUGUUACUGAGGAAUUUUGUCCAGGAGCGCAGCAGAAGCAGCUGCUGGAUGUUUGUGAGCGAUGCAUUCGCGACGAACUUCUGCAGGAAGUAAGAGAAAGCCGUUUCUUUUCGCUGGUGACCGGGGAGCUGGUGGAAUUUCCAGAAGGUCAGCACAUCCCAGUGUUUUUGCGUUUUGUGGACCAAAGUAACACUCUCAGGGAGGAGUUUGUAGAGUUCCUCUUGUUUGAAGGAGAGGAGAAGUGUAUGGCAGAUCGAUUGGAGUCUCACAUCAUGAAGGAAUGGGAUCUUAACAUGGAACAUUGCAGAGGUCAGGCACACUCAGGCUCCGGUGUUUUAGGCAUUAAGAUGAAAUCCGUAGCCAACCAACUGAUGGAGAAAUACCCAAUGGCCAUGAACACACCAUGUGCGACUUAUGCACUUAACAUACACCUAGCUAACAGUAUUCCACUCACCGGCGUUCAAGUCGUGAUGUCGGUUCUUAAAAAGACAGAUGCCUUCUUUAAGGCUUCUCCACAACUGCAGGCUGAGCUAGACAGCGCCAUCUCCAUCCUCUCUCAGGGCAACACUGAGAAAGGAGACGAGCUCAAAGAGAACUGUCGUGCCACCUGGACGGAGCUGCAUAAUGUGUUCGAGAUGGCUGUUGAAUUGUUAGAGCCACUUCUGCUCUGCAUGGACAGCAUCCAUGACAACGAAGACCUGAAAUGGAAUGACCAGUUUACCGGCGAUGCGUAUGCCAUCUCCGAGGCUUUGGCUGACUUUGAGUUCAUCGUUACUCUGGUGGUGAUGAAGAACGCUCUCUCAUUCACAAGAGCCUUUGGUAAAAACUUGCAAGGAGAGACUCUCGAUGUGUAUUUUGCGGCCAGCAGCCUGACGGCCGUCUUGCAUUCUCUGCAUGAAGUCCUAGACAACAUUGAAGUUUACCAUGAGUACUGGUUUGAGGAAGCUGUGAAUCUAGCCACAGCGAUGGAGAUCCCAGUCAAAGUGCCCCGACUGUUCCUCAGAAAGCAACGGGCGAUCGAAACGUUAGAAAUCCAGGCCGAGGCCUUUUACAAAGAAUACCUAACUCUUCCGCUCAUGGAGCACAUCACUCAGGAAGUGAAGGACAUGUUCUCAGAUAACCAUAUCAGGGCUCUUAAGUGCCUGUCUCUCGUUCCAGCAGUUAUGGGCCAGAUGAAAUUUAACACCUCGGAGGAAGCCCAUGCGGACAUAUUCCGAAGCGAUCUUCCUCAGCCAGACACACUGCCUGCGGAGCUUCACUGCUGGAGGAUCAAAUGGAAGCACAGGGGAAAGGAAGUCAACUUGCCGUGCACCAUUCAUGAAACAUUGCAGCACUCGGACGUCAAGUUCUUCCCAAACGUUAACGCCUUCCUGAGAAUUCUGGCCUCUUUACCCGUGUUGGCGUUCGGAGGUCAGGGAGGCACUGGACAGAAACGCCUACAGGCUUACCUUUCAGACACACCAGUGAGGCACAGGUCAAAGAGUUUGGCUGUGCUGAAUAUCAAUUAUCAUGUUAAAUUAGAUCUAGAUGAAAUGGUUGAAUGUUACAUCAAAAGUCACCCGGAAGAAGAAAGUUCAAAUGAAUAGUGGCCUUUACAGAGACUCAACAGUGGAAAUGUUGCUCAAAUCACACUGUGCUUGUGCAGAUUAAAUUAUUUAUAUUUUUCUAAAUGGUGUAUAUAAAUUUGACAUUUUGCAGGAUUAUUAUUUCGGUGUUCCGGUAGACAUUACAACGUUUAAUGUAUUUAUACAGUUUUAUAUUAUGCAGACCUCAUGAACUUUAAAUGCAUUAAAUCAUGGGUAUAAAUUAGUGUGUAUAGUUCACUGGUGUGAAACUUCAAUAAAUAUGUGAAGGUGAAUAUGUUAACAGGCUGAAACAUAAAUGUUGCAUCGUUUUUACAUCUGUACUUCAUCUACUGUAAAUAAACGUCACUGAUUUUUAA